This is a messenger RNA of Mesorhabditis belari, 315 nucleotides long. The record is from the annotation of a GenBank genome assembly. NCBI's taxonomy places the organism in Eukaryota, Metazoa, Nematoda, Chromadorea, Rhabditida, Rhabditidae.
AUGGAUCCAGCACGAAUUAAGCGACUCGCAGAAGCUGCAGCGUCUGACAGCCUCGACGACGCCUCGACGACGCCUCGACGACGCCUCGACGACGCCUCGACGACGCCUCGACGACGCCUCGACGACGCCUCGACGACGCCUCGACGACGCCUCGACGACGCCUCGACGACGCCUCGACGACGCCUCGACGACGCCUCGACGACGCCUCGACGACGCCUCGACGACGCCUCGACGACGCCUCGACGACGCCUCGACGACGCCUCGACGACGCCUCGACGACGCCUCGACGACGCCUCGACGACGCCUCGACGCUUC